Erpetoichthys calabaricus (reedfish) is the source of this 4319-nucleotide messenger RNA. RefSeq names its product probable cation-transporting ATPase 13A4. Gene Ontology annotation, biological process: polyamine transmembrane transport; intracellular calcium ion homeostasis. Bases 91 to 3678 code for a protein of 1195 amino acids. NCBI's taxonomy places the organism in Eukaryota, Metazoa, Chordata, Cladistia, Polypteriformes, Polypteridae. Gene Ontology annotation, cellular component: late endosome membrane. The transcript has 32 exons. The record is from RefSeq and is a predicted model, not a curated record. Gene Ontology annotation, molecular function: ATPase-coupled monoatomic cation transmembrane transporter activity; ATP binding; P-type ion transporter activity.
AAAAUUCCAGGACUUUGGGCGGGCGGAGAGCCACAGGUAAACUCCUGGAGUGCUGACUUUGUGCAUUACGGCGUGCGGUAUCACCGAGUGAUGGGAGGUAAAGAGAACUACAUCGAUGAGCACUGCCAGCUGAUCAACCAUGGAGAGGAGAAUGAGAUGCAAAUGUUUGCAUACAAAAGCCAGCGAUGUCGGCAGGCCCUGUGUAUUGUGGGAGGUAUCUUCACCUGUGGUUUCCUCUACCUGCUCUUUUACUGGAAGCCGGAAUGGAAUGUGUGGGCCAACUGCACCCCCUGCAGCUUGGAGGAGGCUGACGUUGUGCUGCUUAGAACCACAGACGACUUUAAGAGUUACACCCGCAAAGUGGUUCGGUGGGUGUACCUCAGUCCCGUAAGUGACAGGGAGAGGCCUUUAUUUCAGGACCAGGGUUCUGUUCUCUAUAAAGUCACCAUGUAUCCAGAGCUGAAGGUGCGUUAUAUUGAGGCUCAGAAAUUACGCUAUGCCUGGGAUCGUAUUGAGUGCAUGUUUGUCAGACUGGGGGGGCUGGAUGACAGUCUGUCCUGCAAAGACAUCCACUGGAAAUAUGGGAAGGGGCUGUGUGAAGAAGAGGAGAAUGUCAGGAGACUUAUUGUGGGACCCAAUAGCAUCAACAUUCAGAUCUCUCCCAUCUGGAAGCUGAUGUUUAAAGAGAUCUUGAAUCCCUUCUACGUCUUUCAAGUGUUCAGUGUCUGCCUGUGGUUUGCAGAAGACUACAUGACGUAUGCCAUUGCCAUCAUCAUCAUGUCAAUCAUCUCCAUCAGCCUUUCUGUCUAUGAUGUCCGGCAGCAAUCUGUGAAACUACAUAAGCUGGUGGCAGAGCACAACAGCAUGAAUGUCAAAGUCUCCCGAAUGGGCACAGGUUGGGUGGAAAUCCCAUCAAACCAGAUGGUUCCAGGCGAUAUCUUCCAAAUUAUUGGAAAUAAACAGAUUCUCUCUUGUGACGCCAUCCUGCUGUCAGGCAGUUGCAUUAUUAAUGAAAGCAUGUUGACUGGUGAAAGCGUCCCAGUGACUAAGUCAGCUCUUCCUCAGGAGAGUGCAUCAGGCCCAUGGAAGGAUAGCAGUCCUGAAGAUUACAAGCGUCAUGUGCUGUACUGUGGAACUCAAGUCAUCCAGAUCAAGGCAGCUAGUGGCACUGCUGUCCAAGCAGUGGUGCUGCGAACAGGGUUCACAACAGCAAAGGGAGAACUGGUUCGUUCCAUCCUGUACCCCAAGCCCACCGAUUUCAAGUUAUACAGAGAUGCUACCCGUUUCUUAAUGUGCCUCAUUGCAGUCGCCCUGAUUGGAAUGAUCUACUCCAUAAUCAUCUGGACCAUCAAUAAGGCAUUUGCGGGGGACAUUGUAAUGGAUGCCUUGGAUGUGAUCACCAUUGCAGUUCCCCCUGCCCUUCCUGCUGCCAUGACUGUUGGCAUCAUCUAUGCUCAGGGGCGUCUGAAAAAGCGUGGUGUGUUCUGCAUCAGUCCCCAGAGGAUAAAUGUCUGUGGUCAGAUGAACCUGGUGUGUUUUGACAAGACAGGGACACUGACUGAGGAUGGACUGGACCUCUGGGCACUGAGUGAGGCAAAGGAUCAUGGCUUUGCCCCAUUGUUAGAAUUCCAUUUGGAUGCUUUUCUUCCUUGGAGUCCAAGCUGUGCUGCCAUGGCAACCUGCCAUUCACUUAUUACAAUUGAUGGUAACAUUCAGGGAGACCCACUUGACAUCAAAAUGUUUGAAGCCACAGGCUGGGUGAUGAAUGAAAACACAGAAAAAUUUCAAAGCACGCAGAGAGAUCCCCUCAGCCUCCUAGUGAAGCCCGGUCCAACCUUAAGGGCACCAGUGGAUGGCAUUCUAGUUCUCCAGCAGUUUCCAUUUUCAUCCAGCCUGCAGCGGAUGUCUGUGGUGACCCAUGUGCUGGGUAGUGAUGAGUUGAUCCUGUACAUGAAAGGUGCACCAGAGAAGGUGGCCAGUCUGUGCCAACCAGAGACAGUCCCCUUGUCCUUCUCUUCCCACCUUGCUGUCUAUACUCAACAGGGUUUCCGGGUUAUUGCUUUGGCAUACAAAUCACUUGGUUCAUCUGAGGACAUCAGCCUCCGCAAAAUCUCCAGAGAGUCAGCUGAAAUGAACCUCAUCUUCCUGGGACUUCUGAUCCUGGAGAAUCGUCUGAAAGUCGAAACUGAGCCAGUGCUGCUAGAGUUAAGGAAUGCCCGCAUUCGCUCAGUCAUGGUCACAGGUGAUAACCUUCAAACAGCUGUGACUGUUGCCAAAAAUUCUGGUAUGGUGCCCAAAUCCAGUAAGGUCAUCCUGGUGGAAGCUGCUCCUGCAACCGCAUCAACACAAGCCUAUGUGUCCUGGAGUUUGGUGGAAGAGCCCAGACAAAAUUAUGGAGCCAUGGAAAGCCACAUCAUUAUGGAGCCUAUAACUGAUUACCAUUUUGCCAUGACAGGGAAAAGCUAUGAGGUGCUGCUACAACAUUUUUACCACCUGGUGCCCAAGCUGCUGCUUAAUGGUACAGUCUUUGCCCGCAUGGCUCCUGGACAGAAGGCGAAUCUUGUAGAGGAGUUCCAAAAGCUUGAGUAUGUGGUGGGAAUGUGUGGAGAUGGAGCCAACGACUGUGGGGCACUGAAGAUGGCACAUGCAGGCAUUUCACUAUCAGAGCAAGAGGCAUCUGUGGCCUCCCCGUUUACUUCAAACAUACCCAAUAUUAAAUGUGUCCCACUGCUUAUCCGGGAGGGCCGUGCUGCCUUGGUCACUUCUUUCUGUGUAUUCAAGUAUAUGGCACUAUACAGCAUGAUCCAGUACAUGGGGGUGUUGCUUCUCUAUUGGGAACUCAAUGAUUUUGGUAAUUAUCAGUUUCUGUUUGAAGACCUCGCUAUCACUACGGUUAUUGGUGUUACAAUGAAUCUCAACCAUGCCUACCCCAAAUUGGUGUCCUGGCGGCCUCCUAGUCAGCUCAUAUCUCCCCCAUUGCUCCUUUCUGUAGUCUUCAAUACCUGUCUUAGCCUAGCACUGCAGACAUUUGGAUUUGUGAUGGUGCAGAAGCAGGAGUGGUACUCAAGGACUAACCUGCUGAGUGGCUGCCCAGUUUGGAAUGUCUCCAACACCUCAAGUUUUCUCAGCAAUGACGGUUUCCAAAGUUACGAGAACACAACUGUCUGGCUGCUGUCUAUCAUUAGCUGUAUCUCGGUAGCCUUCAUUUUCUCUAAGGGAAAGCCAUUCAGGAAGCCCUUCUACACAAACUAUAUCUUCAUGCUGGUGCUGCUGGUUCAACUGGGAGUAUGCAUCUUCUUCAUCUUUGCAGACAUUGCAGGUCUUUAUUAUGCAAUGGAUAUGGUCUGCACUCCACUCAUAUGGAGAGGCUACAUUGUGAUCAUGUUGCUUGUCAACUUCUUGAUCUCAUUUUUUGUGGAGGAGGUGAUUGUUGAGAAUCGUGCCCUGUGGCUGUGGCUGAACCAGUGCUUUGGGAUCAAGUCCCGCAGCCGUUACCGCGUAUUGCAGAGGACACUGGAGGGUGAGCCCAGUUGGCCUCCCGUGGCAAAGACUGAGUUUUCUCAUCCAGCAUCUCUCCUGGAGAGGGACAAUAUGGUCUUCCAAAAUGCAGCUUUUGAACACAGUCAGGAAGAACAACGUCCUAACUGGCAAGGUGCUAGUACUGGUAAUGCCCACUAGGGUGAGGAUGCAAGUUGGUGGAAGCAGGUCUUCCAUAGCAUGACUGACUCCCUUUUACAAUAAGACAAGAAGACAGACAUGUUUUGUGUCCACACAACACCCCCUCUGGGCAAGUGCCAUGUAUCUGAAGGGUGAAAAAAUUUCCUGAGUUGUGAGUUUCAGAAACUCAUAUGAAUUGUUAGCAAAGACUCUUAGUGCCCAGGCUGUGCUGCAUCUUCUCAAAAUAUGGUAAAUAAAUCAAUAAGGAAUAAGGAAUGAAUCAAUGCAAUGUCUCCUCCUUUCUCCAUCAUGGUUAUACUCAAUUUGUGUCUUGGACUGUUAGAUGUGUGCCAGUCAGUGUGACAGUCAGUCUUCUGGUGAGGUGGUGGUCAUUCUUAGGUUAUACAUAGUUAACCACAGUGAUGGCUGCUGUUGGAUUUCACACCAUGUUAGUCAAAGCAGCAAUCACAUCAGUGAGAAUGACAAGCUCUUAUAGAUUCUUACUUCUAAAUUAAGAAUGUUAUCAAGAAAGUAAAUUUCAUAUUUCACUAUGCAUGACAGUGAUUUUUAAGUUGUACUUCUUAGAACACAGUGACAAUUAAUUGUGUUUCAAAUUUAUUAUCAUUUGCUCUUGGUAAGCGUAAUUGUUAUUGUUUACAGGC